This is a messenger RNA of Mastomys coucha (southern multimammate mouse), 4484 nucleotides long. RefSeq names its product galactosylceramidase (gene Galc). The transcript has 17 exons. Gene Ontology annotation, cellular component: lysosome. Gene Ontology annotation, biological process: galactosylceramide catabolic process. The coding region runs from base 891 to 2861 and encodes 656 amino acids. Gene Ontology annotation, molecular function: galactosylceramidase activity. NCBI's taxonomy places the organism in Eukaryota, Metazoa, Chordata, Mammalia, Rodentia, Muridae. The record is from RefSeq and is a predicted model, not a curated record.
AUGUGUUAGUCAGUUUAGGAGAACAAUCAUGAGUGAAGAUGGAUGAACAUUUUAUUUACACACCAGUUUAAAUGUGUGUGUGUAAAAUAUGUUACUUAGUAUAGUUAUAGCAGUACUUAGGUUGGCCUCUCUUCACAUAUUUAGGAAAAGCAUUUUGCUUUAGUGGUUGACAAGUGUGCUUUGGAGGUUGCUGGAGUCAUUCUGGUACAGGACACUCGCCUCCUUUGCUCAAGUUCUCUCUUCUGAAGGAACAGAGUGACGAGGGUAGCGUUGUGAGGAUAGGUGUGAUUAGCCGAUUGUGAGUCUUGCUACCUCGUAAAGAUUCUGGAGGAGGAAGUCGUCUUUAAGAUUUUGUGGAUGUUGGGAGAGUGUUCUGGCACCCUGGUUUCUAAUACUACAGAAAUACUACAGCUUCAGCUUCAACAAUGCUUGGAACCACAAAAGGGGCAUUUUGACCAUCAAGAGACACAGUUACCGAGACACAAGCUGUUUGUGCCUCCUUGUCCUAUCAUGUUUCUACCACUGCUGAACUAGAGACGCGGCCCUGAAGACACAGCUGCGGCUUCCCUGGUUGCCUUGUAUCCUAACACCUUGCCUGUUCAUUGAUAAGGCCUCCCAAAGUAGAGGUCUUUGAUUCACUAUUGGUUUUAUAAUUUUUUUCAGGCUGUCAUCUGGGUCUAGGUAUGGCUAAAUCUAGUUAGUGCUUGUACUAUUUUUUUUUCUUUUCUUUUAGAUAACACAACUUUAUUUACUCAAAGUGUUAGGGGCCAAAAGUUCAGGUGAAAGCUUGGUAAGGAUGUACUCGCUGCAAAGGUUCAUGGGAGAACCUGUUCCUUGUCAUUCCAGGCUUUGGUUGCUUCUGAUGCUCAUUGAGUGACUGUACUUAAUACAUGUUUUUCUACUCAUUCUGUUACCAGUCUUCUGUGAGGUUUUGUUCAUUCAGUCUUACCUUGGGGAUCAUUGUGAGGUCAAUCUUAACAAUAGCAGAUCGAAUUUAUAAGGCAACCUCCCGGCUUCUAGUAAAUUACCCAGAGCCCUAUCGUUCUGAAAUACUGGAUUAUCUAUUUAAGCCAAACUUUGGUGCCUCUUUGCAUAGUCUAAAAGUGGAGAUAGGUGGUGAUGGACAAACAACAGAUGGCACUGAACCCUCGCAUAUGCACUAUGAGCUAGAUGAGAAUUAUUUCCGAGGCUAUGAGUGGUGGCUAAUGAAGGAAGCUAAGAAGAGGAACCCAAAUAUUAUACUUAUGGGGUUACCAUGGUCAUUCCCUGGAUGGCUGGGCAAAGGUUUCAACUGGCCUUAUGUAAAUCUUCAGCUCACUUCCUUCUAUGUUGUAAGAUGGAUUAUGGGUGCCAAGCAUUAUCAUGACCUGGACAUUGAUUAUAUUGGGAUUUGGAAUGAAAGGCCAUUUGAUGCCAACUAUAUAAAGGAAUUAAGAAAAAUGCUGGAUUAUCAAGGUCUCCAGCGAGUGAGAAUCAUAGCAAGUGAUAAUCUUUGGGAGCCGAUUUCUUCUUCUGUGCUGCUUGACCAGGAGCUCUGGAAGGUGGUGGAUGUUAUAGGAGCUCACUAUCCCGGAACCUACACAGUGUGGAAUGCAAAGAUGUCAGGGAAGAAGCUUUGGUCAUCUGAAGAUUUUAGCACCAUCAACAGUAAUGUUGGCUCAGGCUGUUGGGGGCGCAUAUUGAACCAGAAUUACAUCAAUGGCAAUAUGACCGCCACAAUUGCUUGGAAUUUGGUGGCUAGCUACUAUGAAGAAUUGCCUUAUGGACGGAGUGGAUUGAUGACAGCCCAGGAGCCGUGGAGUGGACAUUAUGUAGUAGCGUCUCCUAUCUGGGUAUCGGCUCAUACAACCCAGUUUACUCAACCAGGCUGGUAUUACCUGAAGACAGUUGGCCAUCUAGAGAAAGGGGGAAGUUAUGUAGCUCUGACUGAUGGCUUGGGAAACCUCACAAUCAUCAUUGAAACUAUGAGUCACCAACAUUCUAUGUGUAUACGGCCAUAUCUACCAUAUUAUAAUGUCUCACAUCAGCAGGCUACCUUCACUCUAAAGGGAUCUUUUAGAGAAAUACAAGAGCUACAGGUGUGGUAUACGAAGCUUGGAACAGCACCACAGAGACUUCAUUUUAAACAACUGGAUACUCUAUGGCUCCUUGACAGCAGCGGCAGGUUUACACUGGAACUGGAGGAGGAUGAGAUAUUUACACUCACCACCCUGACCACAGGUCACAAAGGCAGCUACCCGCCCUCUCCCAAGUCGAAGCCCUUCCCAACCAAUUAUAAGGAUGAUUUCAAUGUUGAGUACCCAUUUUUUAGUGAAGCUCCAAAUUUUGCUGAUCAGACUGGCGUAUUUGAGUACUACACGAAUAACGAAGACCUUGAACAUCGCUUCACACUGCGCCAAGUUCUCAACCAACGACCUAUUACCUGGGCUGCAGAUGCUUCCAGCACAAUCAGUGUUAUAGGCGAUUACCACUGGACCAACAUGACUGUACAGUGUGACGUUUACAUAGAGACCCCUCGGAGCGGCGGUGUAUUCAUUGCUGGAAGAGUGAAUAAAGGUGGUAUUUUGAUUAGAAGUGCUACAGGAGUCUUCUUCUGGAUUUUUGCAAAUGGCUCUUAUAGAGUUACAGCUGACCUGAGUGGAUGGAUAACAUAUGCCUCAGGACAUGCCGACAUUACAGCUAAACGAUGGUAUACACUCACCUUAGGCAUUAAGGGUUAUUUCGCCUUUGGUAUGUUGAACGGCAAGAUCCUAUGGAAAAAUGUCCCUGUGAAAUACCCAGGGCAUGGCUGGGCUGCGAUCGGAACCCACACCUUUGAGUUUGCACAGUUUGACAACUUUCACGUGGAAGCAGCUCGCUAGUCUUUACGGGGAGUCAAGACGUGAUUUGGAUUUUCUAUUUUUUUUAUUUUGGUUCAGGGCCAGCUCUGAUUUUGAUGGAUCUAUAUAUGAGCCUUUGAGGCUAACAAUAAUGAGGAGUAAAUAGGGGAAAUGGUACAUUUUUUUCUGGAUCCUGUGAAAGAUUUAUUUAGAGCUAAUUCCAGAGGGGCCGCAGGUAGAUUUUGGCAUUGUCUGUGGUAGCUCUUAAGGCCCACUGUUGGUCAGUCCCAUCCUUCAGGAGUGCUUUGGGGGGUUCGGGCCUUGUAGCCUUGGCACUAAUACCAAGGUAGCUCACUCCAUAUUGUUUGUAAAUGAUCAUGCAGAUGGAUGGGACCUCAGAGGAGUUUUUGUGAGCUCUGACCACGUGCCUUAGUCCAGGCUUCCUUAGAAGAUGCUGAUGCUUAAGAGGAAACUGAUGAGCACUUCAGCAAGUAUUUCAACAUGCAGUCCUCUCUCCCUCUCCCUCCAUCGCUCUCCCAUCCCAUCCCCCUCUUUUCCCCUCCCUUACCCAUCACUGUCUACCCCUCUCCACAGGAUGAUACUUUUGGAAUUGAGUGAGAUGACGAUGGGAUGAUUUGGAAAUUAUCUCAUUAAUAAACUAAUACCAAAGCCAUUUUUGCAGUAAUAAACACCAACCAGGUUAAUUGGGUUGUUUGUACUUUUUAACUAUCUUACUUCCGAAUUUUAAAUGUCAUCACCCUUAUAGCUGCCCAGAGAACAUUUCCCCCAUAUAAGCCAAUGCUGUAGGUGAGUCCAGCUGCUUCCCUGUUCAGUUCUUGUGCCUUUUGCAGUGUGUCCUCACAAGGGGCUCUGAACGCAGCCGAGCACCAGUGAGUGCAUUGCUCUGCCAGUGCAUGGCAGGAGGGCCACUGGGGCUUUAACUAGUUCACAGGUUUGGACCCUCUCCUGAUGGUUUUAUAGAGGCACUUAUUAUAUUCCCAGUGUUUAUAUUUAAAUGUUGUUAAGCAUGUUUCUCAUUAGUAUGAUUUAUGUAACAUGAAUGUAACUCUUAGAAACAUUCAGGAAUUCUUUAUAGGAAAAAUCACUCAUUGACUUAAGUCUGCUCCAUGGGAACUUGUAGUGCUCUAACAUGGGCAGAAGUACAGUGAGCUCUGUAUUGCUUUUGAAAACUCGGAACCAAGGCUAAAUGAUUCACUGUUUAGAUUUUAAAAUAUUUUUCAUAGUAACAUAGCAGUAUAAUUUAUAUAAUCAUGGAAUAUCCCAUUUUAAGUAUAUAGUUUGUUUUGAUAAAUGUAAAUGCUCCCUUGUAACCCACACACUAAUGAAUUGAAUAUUUGCAUCAUUCCAGAAAGUUCUGUUACACCUGUACAAUCUGUUCCUCUCACUCCUAAUGUCUCUGUUGCCGAAAAAUUGUUUGUUUUGAAAACAUGAAAGUGACAGAAUGCGCUAUGUACACUUCUGAAUGGAUGUUUUCCAUCAGCAUGAUGCUGUAAGAUUUGUCCAACGUGUAAGAUUUUGCCACAGUGGUACACUGCUUCUCAUUUCUGAAGGGAACUGCAUUGAAUGGAUGUACCACAAUUUGGUUUUCUGUCUCCUAUUUUUAUAAGAUGAAAAAUAAAAGUCAUAACAGCACUAACAUACAAA